Messenger RNA from Funneliformis geosporum, 1032 nucleotides. Lineage: Eukaryota; Fungi; Glomeromycota; Glomeromycetes; Glomerales; Glomeraceae. The record is from the annotation of a GenBank genome assembly.
AUGGCGUCGGUUUUUCUUCAAUCAAUAUUUCAUCCAAGUGAAAUUGUAGCACUUGUUCAGUAUAAAUUUUUAAGACCUUCACCUAGUAACUUAAUUCCUCCCGAAAAGAAAGCUUGUUAUGAAUUUUUAAACCAAACUUCUAGGUCUUUUGCUGCCGUUAUUCAAGAAUUGGACGAUGAAAUUAGAGAUGCCGUUUGUAUCUUCUAUCUGGUAUUACGUGGACUUGAUACCAUUGAAGAUGAUAUGACAAUCUCCAUUACGAAGAAAGAACCUUUAUUAAGAAAUUUUCAUGAGAUAAUUUAUAAGAAAGGAUGGACUUUUAACGAAAGCGGUCCAGAUGAAAAAGAUCGUCAAUUGCUCGUAGAAUUCUCUAUUGUAAUUGAUGAAUUCUUGAAUUUAGAAAAAAAUUUUCAAGACGUUAUCGCAGACAUUACAAAAAAGAUGGGAAAUGGUAUGGCAGAUUAUGCAAAAAAUGCGGCACAUAAUGAAUAUGGAAUUUUGACAAAUGAAGAUUAUGAUUUAUAUUGUUAUUAUGUUGCUGGCUUGGUUGGAACUGGUUUAAGUUGUUUAUUUAGUGCUAGUGGAUUGGAGAAACCCGAGUUAGGCAAUUUUAUCGAACUCUCGAAUUCGAUGGGAAAAUUUUUACAAAAAACGAAUAUCAUAAGGGAUUAUUCAGAAGAUUUAUCUGAAAAACGUAUAUUUUGGCCAAAAGAAAUUUGGUCAGAAUAUGUUAAUGAUUUUGCAGACCUUAAAAAAACAGGAUAUGAAAUUAAAGCAAUUAAUUGUUUAUCAACAAUUGUAUUAAACGCUUUACAACAUAUCCCUGAUUGUUUAAGUUAUAUGAAUAAAUUACAAAAUGAUAGUAUCUUAAGAUUUUGUGCCAUUCCACAGGUUGAACAAUGGUGUCAAACAAAUCUACCAAACAUAGACUCAUAUAAUUUAUCAACUCCAAAAGAUUUAGACAAUAAUAAUAAUAUAUUGAUUUUUGUUAUAUUUAUUAUAUUAGCUUAUACCGCUUAUUUAUUAUAUUAG